AUGACUCGCCUGCGCACACUGUGCACAGCAAUUCCUUCCAAUGUCUCCUUGCGGAAGAUCCUUCUCAACGCCCUAGAGGGUUACACAUCUUCGGCAGUGAAACGGCUCCGACAACACAUCAACUUGUACGCGGGCACAUUGCUCAGACAUGACGGAAACUACGACAUCCCUGAGAGAGUAGUCGAAUUUUCUGGUGGUGUUCGCCGGCGGCCUCACGGGUGCCUCGUUGCCUUUCUAGGCGUGGAUGGCAGCUUGCUUGCUCCGCCAGAGCUAUUGCGGAGCGAAGCUCUUCCAGACCUUCUUCCUGCCUUAGAAGACGUGGUGGAUUCUUUGAAGGCAGACCGCCUUCAGGCUGGUAUGGCUUUGCAGCAAUCGUGCCCGAUUGCGCACGCAACUGACUCCUACCAGAAGCAACGUUUGGCUUUGCAAGCUUUCUACCGGCAGAAGUUUCCAGAGCUACACGCAGAGGUAUUAGCAACAAGCCCAAAAGCCGAUGCGGCUGGCGCCGCACGCGGCGCAGGUGAUUGCUGCGUUCGCAUCGUGGGCGCUUGCCUAUUCAAGCUUUCUCUCCCUGCAGUGCCGCCUAGUCACAAGAAAUCGGAUAAGCCCAUUGCAGCGCAGCCCCUGCCAGAAGACUUUCAGAACCUUCUGUUGCAACUCGUGCAAGGCAACAAGACGGAGAAUCAGCGGCUGACGUCCCAAAAUGCGGAUGGGGUGGCAGCUCUGCGAGAUUUCCUUGUGCAGACAGACGUGGCCACUGCGAGGACAUGGAUAGAUGUGUUCGGCGCCAAGCCAACAGCUGGAGUCAUCAGGCGUGAGAUCAGUGUCUUGGUGAAGUGGUACUCGGUUGGUCGCAAAGGGAGCCGGCGGAAGCGAGGCGUGCGAAAGGCAACUGACGAUCCAGGCCAAGUUCAUGGGACCCGCUCGGCCAUGACCCAGAGUGUCUCGGACUAUUUCGAUCGCCUCCAGAAGCCAUUGAAGGUGGAAGGGCUGUGGGCAUGGAGAGACAUAGCCGUUGCCAUUCACCAUGCCCAAAUCAAAUUACAGUCAGGGACUGUCUGCGCUUGGCAGUCAGUGAAGGACAUGCUGCCACCUUCUGGGAGGCACAUGUCACGGCCAUGGCUUGAGAUGCUUCUCCGGAUUGCAUUCCUGCGACACAACUUUCGGCUCCACAAGUCUGGCUCCAAUCCAGCCGUGUCGGAGGGGGACAGCUUGAUCACAGAGAGCCUGCAGUUCUAUGAGCAGUGCGAGCAAAGCAUUGGUUUUCAAGGACUAGAUGAGCUCUUUGCAGCGUUUGAAGAGAAGGUUGAUGACGCCUACGAUAAUUAG
This is a messenger RNA of Cladocopium goreaui, 1329 nucleotides long. NCBI's taxonomy places the organism in Eukaryota, Dinophyceae, Suessiales, Symbiodiniaceae. The record is from the annotation of a GenBank genome assembly.